GUUCAUAACGCUAAGGGUUGUUUCUUUCAACCCCGUUUCAUCGGCGAGCAAUAUUAUCCAACCAAACUGCCCGUCAGGGUAUAAAAGCCUUGGAGGUGCAACCAUCAGACAUCAUUCUCAUUACAACCUUGCUUGUGAACACAUCACAACACAAGACAACAUCACAACACAAAAAAUGGCUCCUCAAAUGGAAUUCGUCUCCAAGACUCAACAUUACCUGAAAGUCAAGAAACCUCAGCUGGAACGUGAACGACGUGCCCGCAUCAACAAAUGUUUGGAUACUCUCAAAGUGUUGGUGGCCGAUCUACAAGGCAAUGGCAAUAUCUUGCGUAUGGAUAAAACUGAAAUGUUGGAAUCGGUUGUGGCCUUCAUGAGGACACAAGUACGCAAACCAAAGGCUCCCAUGGCUCCAACGGUACCCAUGGAUUCUUAUCGUCAUGGCUAUAUGAAUGCUGUCAAUGAAGUGUCACGCAUCAUGGCUGCCACACCCGGCAUGAAUGUCCAAUUGGGCAAAGCGGUUAUGACUCACUUGGGUUGUGCCUUCAAUCAGCUGACCGCCAGCCCAGCGUCUGUGCAAAAAUCUCAAGAUCAUCAAAUGUAUUCCGCUGCACCCAUGUCUCCUGCCUCCUCGGGUUAUCACAGUGAUGAAGAAAAUUCAUCGGUUGCCUCACCAGCUCCAGUUGCUGCUUCUCUAUGGCGUCCUUGGUAGAUUGUUUGUUCAUCCAUCUACCAUAGAAAUGAAACUCAAAAGCUUUACCGAGAAUAUUUGGCAUGCAAACGACCAAGACUGCAAUAUUCAACCAACUUCAACUGUGAUAACCAUUAUUUAGUUUUAAGAAGAUUUUUUUUAAGUUUUAAUUUUUACAAUUAUUUUGAAAUUAGUACAAAAUGAAAAUGCUUUAUUAUUUGUUUAACAAAUUUUAU
Musca domestica (house fly) is the source of this 924-nucleotide messenger RNA. RefSeq names its product enhancer of split m5 protein-like. Gene Ontology annotation, cellular component: nucleus. The record is from RefSeq and is a predicted model, not a curated record. Gene Ontology annotation, molecular function: RNA polymerase II cis-regulatory region sequence-specific DNA binding; protein dimerization activity; DNA-binding transcription factor activity, RNA polymerase II-specific. NCBI's taxonomy places the organism in Eukaryota, Metazoa, Arthropoda, Insecta, Diptera, Muscidae. Gene Ontology annotation, biological process: regulation of transcription by RNA polymerase II; anterior/posterior pattern specification; regulation of neurogenesis. Bases 176 to 709 code for a protein of 177 amino acids. The transcript has a single exon.